Molecule: messenger RNA, 2090 nt
Organism: Ciona intestinalis (vase tunicate)
Lineage: Eukaryota; Metazoa; Chordata; Ascidiacea; Phlebobranchia; Cionidae
Source: RefSeq, a predicted model, not a curated record
GUCUGUUGCGUGUCAUUGCGUCAUUAUUACAGUUAAAUGAAACAUUGUGACAUUUAGAAAUUACAACGUAGGUAAUUUAGUUUGUGACCACUUAAUAGUUAAAAUAAAAUAAUGUACAAAUUUAGUUGCAAACUAUUGUUAUGUACUUGUGGUUUUAUUACUGCAUUACGAUGUUUAGCGAAUGAACGCAGUUCCUCUUAAGUUCAAAGUAAAUCAACGCUAUACAGGUCGUAUUGUGGUACAUCAUUUGGUUACCUUAUAAUUGACUGGCAAAUUGAAGCAUAUACUUGUCCUUUUCUGAAAAUGAGUCAUCAUGAAAAUUAAUCAUGCACCAACUUUUAAAAUACAGAAGCGAUUUGAAGGGCCUUAUCAAUCUACCGAGAAGGAUACGGAUGAUGCUGUAAAACAGUCACUAAAUCAAGAUUUCAGGUACUUCAUAAAUAAAGAUGUUAACUUGCGUCGAGUUUAUGCACAACUACGCCAUUUGGCGAUUGUACUUUUUAUCUGCGCUACAUUAUCUUUGGGAACAGCAAUUGCGGAUAUAGAACUUACUCGCCAGGCCAGGGCUAUUAUUUCAAAGAAGUUGAACUGUGAAUCGACCUACACUCGAGGAUGGGGCCGUUAUUGUCCGCCUAUUGAUGAUGGGACGAACUUCUCACACUAUUUAAACUCAAGCAUCGCAGAUUCAUAUUUUAAAAGAUGGUACAUAAGUCACUUUAACUUCGCAUACGGCAUUACCAUUCUUGAUGUGUGCCUUAAGAGCAGCUUGAGCGUAGUUACUGUCGUAAGUUCGAUUUGUUUAAUACUUUACCAUAAAGCCGAACUUGACGUUUUGCGGAUGAAGAGAUAUAUACCCGAAGACAGUUCGUUCGGAAAGUCUCCAAAAUUAAGGUCUUUUACUUUGAAGUUUAUACUCGCAUCAUUACACAUACCUCCUAUGUGUGACGCUUGGAUAAAUUAUGAAUUCCAGCUAAUCGUGCUGUCACGAAUAUUCGUGUGUGGAAUAAAGUUACUAAAAGAAUGUAACGAGCUUCGUUAUCACAGGCUUGGAAAUGUAUUAUCCAACCUUGCACGAGUGAAAAUUCACAGCACCUUUCUAAUUAAGACCUAUUUUCUACGAUAUCCGAAAUUUAUUCUCUUUGUGGUCUACAUUUUUGUCGUUGGAUUCUUUCCGUAUCUUGUUGUAAUAACUGAAGCAAUCGAAGGGAAUAAAAUAUAUUAUUCGGAUGCAUGUUGGUUAAUGGUCGUUACCAUUACUAACCUUGGCUCGGGUGAAGUCAGGCCGCGGGGAAUACCCGCACGAGUUGUCGUCGGUCUGGCAUCUAUAAUAGGAAUACUCUCGACUGCCUUGUGGGUAAACGUGUUUUCAAAAUACCUCGAUCUGCCGAAUGAAGAACGGAGAAUUCUUUCUAUAGUUGAGCACCAAAGGUGUCGAAGGAUUGAACGAUACACCGCUGCCGCUUGCCUACAAGCAGCCUGGAGGCGUUACGUGCACAGGAAAAAAUACUCAUAUAGUUUACGAAGCAGUCGUGAGAUUGAACGAACCUGUAAGAAGGCGAUGUGGGAUUGGAAAUGUGUCAGACAGAACUGUACUGAAGUUCGAAGAAAUCUUGAAUCGAACUUUUCAACCGAAGACACAUUGAUAGUUGCUCGUCGAUUGGCGCGUCGUAUGUCGGAAUACAGGACAAAACCGAUUAUUAUAAACAAAAGCUUAUUGAAUGCUUCACAUCGCAAUAAAGUUUUCAACAACUACCCAUCAGUUUCACCAUCAUUAAAACAAAAUAGACUUUCAAUUCAACCUACAGAGGAACGGAGGUUGUCAAGCAGCGAUGAAGACAUCAAGGUCAACGAGGAAACAAACAAAAAAUCACACGAUCGUCGAGAUACGAAGCAUGACAUCGAACCGCAGACUAUAAGCAAUAAGUUGCACGGCCUUCUUGUCACUUUAAAACAAAUAGAAAAGGACUUCAACCGCCACCAUUCAGCAGCUCUUUCACAGUUACAAAAUUUCGAAAGGAGUCUCCGCGAGAUUGGGUUAAUUAUAGAUGACACUACAGAAAAAUAAAAUUGAAAAACAUAUCAGCUAUAAA